UUUUGUGGAAUUGUUGGAAAAUCUCUUGGAAAAUCAACGAGUUGAUUGACAUUUAUUUGAAAGUCAUUCGUAGCCAAAGUAAUCGCUUAAAUGAAUUGAAUCUUUCUGUAUUGGGUCUGUUUUGCAAUUGGCGCUGCGGGAAUCAAAGAUGAUUGUCAUGCUUGCUGAUUGGUUGAGCUUCGGGUGGAACGGAAUCUUCUCUUUAGUGUCCGCAAUUAUGAAAAAUGUAUACGAAUCGAAAUAUUUAAUGUCGUGUUACAGUAUUAUUUUAGCGCUGAUAAUGCUGUUGCACAUAAAAUCGAUCUUUGAUAUUGUGGACUUUGUAAGGAAGCCAAGAGAACAACAGCAGCAACAACAACAAUCGCCGAUCGACAUUGUGCGCAGCACCGCUAUCAAUAUUAAUCGGAAGGGGUUGCUGCACUGGCUCUGCUAUGAUGAACUGCCGCCGGCAAUCUUGCUGUCGAACAAUGGGAGGACGGUGAUGGUAAACAUCUCAGCGGCACCAGAUUGCGUGCCGCAUCUCAGUUCCAAUUAUUUUCCUGGAAAUUAUUACUUUGUGGAGGCGAUCUUCAAGUGGGGCAGCACAGAGCACUCGAUAGACUCGAGGAACUAUGUGCUCGAGAUGCAGGUACUGCAUGCCACCAAUUGGCGAGGUGGCCAUUUCGACUACGUAACCGUCUCCUAUAUGUUCCAACGGAGGCGCAACUAUAAAAACAUCCAACUGAGUCCCAUUGUGGAUAAUUUGCGUGGGAUCGUUCAGCCCGGUUCGGUCAUCGAGCUGCCCCCCAUCAAUUUGGCCGAUUUGAUCAAGCCCUUCCAUAAGGAUUACUAUAGCUACUUGGGCAGCUAUGACAAUGGCAACACCGUUCUGCGCACCCUCUGGCUAAUGUGCCCGAAUAUUGUCUACAUUGGCGCCAAUCAAUUAGCCAAAUUCCGCACAAUCUGUAAUUCCAAUGGAUGUCGCAUUGUCCAUAAUGCAUGUCAGUUGCAGCCAAUUAACAGCUCGGCACUCGUCUAUAACCGAUGAGUAUAAAAAUGCUUUUUCUUACAUUUUCUUUUUUCUGUUAUUGUGCUUAAUAAAUUGUUAAGGAACUUAUUGCUUCGACGAUUCUGUAUUCAAUCGUGUGCGGGAAUAAAUA
Molecule: messenger RNA, 1139 nt
Organism: Drosophila grimshawi
Lineage: Eukaryota; Metazoa; Arthropoda; Insecta; Diptera; Drosophilidae
Gene: CAH14
Product: carbonic anhydrase 4
Exons: 2
Coding region: 149-1027 (292 amino acids)
Cellular component (GO): cytoplasm
Molecular function (GO): carbonate dehydratase activity; zinc ion binding
Source: RefSeq, a predicted model, not a curated record